CUUCGGUCACUGUUGCUAUGGUUACUGGUAAGGAAUGCGGGCUUGCACGUUCAUACAGACAGAAUUCCAAACGCAACUUUAAGCUGCUGUGUGAACGGGACAUUUCGAGACUCACACCUGUCGUAAUGUGUACAACAAACUAUCUACGAUAACAAGACUUUUCUUCUGCUAGAAUCACGGAUAAAUCUGGAUCAGCUGUGGGUUAAUUUGGUGUCUACAAGAAAGCAGAAUGUCUAAUAACAUGGCCAAGAUUGCAGAUGCACGAAAAACAGUGGAACAACUGAAAUUGGAGGUUAAUAUUGACAGGAUGAUGGUAUCUAAAGCAGCAGCUGAGCUGAUGGCUUACUGUGAGUCCCAUGCAAAAGAGGACCCCCUGGUGACCCCCGUACCAUCCUCAGAAAACCCCUUCAGAGAGAAAAAGAUAUUCUGUACAAUUUUGUAGAUGCUAUUUAUAGGCUACAAGGUUUAUUGUUUUAUUUUCAAGAUAUCCCCAAGACCUUAAAGGGAUAGUACACCCAAAAAUUACAAAUCUGUCAUUAGGUUAAUUACUCACCCUCAUGACAUUCCAAACCCGUAAGACCUUCGUUCUUCUUAGGAACGCAAAUUAAGAUAUUUUUGAUGAAAUUCGAGAGCUUUCUGACCCGGCAUAGAGAGCAAUGUAACUCAAAUGACCCAGACCCAGAGACGCAGAGUAAUAACAUCAUUAAAAUAGUCCAUGUGACAUCGGUGGUUGAACUGUAAUUUUACGAAGCUACGAGAAUACUUUUUGUGUGCAAAAA
Molecule: messenger RNA, 779 nt
Organism: Onychostoma macrolepis
Lineage: Eukaryota; Metazoa; Chordata; Actinopteri; Cypriniformes; Cyprinidae
Gene: gng8
Product: guanine nucleotide binding protein (G protein), gamma 8
Exons: 4
Coding region: 230-442 (70 amino acids)
Biological process (GO): G protein-coupled receptor signaling pathway
Cellular component (GO): heterotrimeric G-protein complex
Molecular function (GO): G-protein beta-subunit binding
Source: RefSeq, a predicted model, not a curated record